AUGGAUGAUGUUAAGGCUCCUAAUGUGUUUGAGAGAGCAAAGGAGGAGUUUCACGCCCUUGCUCAUAUGUUCCAUCACAGGAAAAAUGAUCCAACUUGUGAUAUAAGUGAUGAAAAUCAAAUGGCCGAUUCAUCAAAACACAAAGAAGAAACCCCAAGCUCUUUAUCAGAAACAAAAGCAAAGGCAGCAAGGAUAUUUGAGAGAGCUAAGGGAGAGAUUAAAGCCAUCAUACAUCAUGACAAAUCAAAACACCAUUAUAAAGAAACUCAUGGAAGGAAUGAUAAUAUUAAUGAGGAUGCCCCUAACAAUCCCUAA
This is a messenger RNA of Abrus precatorius (Indian licorice), 315 nucleotides long. RefSeq lists its product as uncharacterized. Bases 1 to 315 code for a protein of 104 amino acids. The record is from RefSeq and is a predicted model, not a curated record. NCBI's taxonomy places the organism in Eukaryota, Viridiplantae, Streptophyta, Magnoliopsida, Fabales, Fabaceae. The transcript is spliced from 3 exons.